AUGGCUGCCGUUAGUAAAAAUGAAACGUAUCUAGCUUAUGUCAAACAAGCUGCAGUGGGAGCUUUCAUGGGCUCUUUGCAGUUUGUAGCUGACAAGCUAAAAUGUACACCUCAUGAAACAUUGCAGGCAUUCUUUCUUUCAAAACAUCAAGAUCAAUCGUUAGAUUUAACCACACGUAUGUUAAACGAUUAUAUUCAAACCUGUUGUGAUGAAUUCUGUACAACUUAUCACGAUGUUUAUAUUAAGACAAGCAUUCCUUUGCGAACAGCAUUGGCUUUAAAUGGCGAUUAUUAUAUCUUCAGUCAUUUCAAUAAAAUAUUUCGAGAUAGUCGGUCGGAACUUGUCCCCGGUCCAAGACAUCUCAAUUGUUUAGCGUUAUAUACCGUGCGAUGCUAUAUGCCACUGCUUCUCUCAACCAUGAUGAGACUAUACCAGCAGUGUUCGGUAGGUGGAACAACAAGUAGUCGAGAUGGAAAUUGGAGUGAAGCAGAAAAAAAUGUUGUUCGUGCGAUGUUACAAGGGCUCGCUCAAACAUCAAUCGAUUGGGUCAAUGAGAACAAUAAAGGGGAAGAGUUAAAUCGAAUGCCAUUUGCUUGCCAAGAUAAUAGUUGUAAUCAAAAUUGGGAUUUAUUCAAUUUUUCUAAAAAAGAACAAAUCGUUGCUAUUGAGAACAUAAAAAAGUUUUGGGAUGAACUUGAAUCACAAGAAACGGAUCGAGAUUGA
Messenger RNA from Adineta ricciae, 723 nucleotides. The record is from the annotation of a GenBank genome assembly. Lineage: Eukaryota; Metazoa; Rotifera; Eurotatoria; Adinetida; Adinetidae.